AUGGCGGCGACCACGUAUAUGCCGGGUGAGCUGGACCUCGGCAAUCUUAGCGGGUAUCACGCUGCUUCGCCGCGCAGCGUAGAGCCCGCCGAGAUGAAGUAUCAGCACCACUUACACGCGGGCGGCUCCCCGUCACCCGGAGCACCGCUCAAUCCUUGGGCCGCGCUGCCUCCCUCUGACCCGUGGGCCAUGCACCAGCACCACGCUCACGCCGACGUCAAACCGCCGUCGGGCCCGCACGAGCAUCGCCACCUGCAGGGCGGCUGGCACGCCCCCGUGGUGUCCGCUCACUACGGUGCGGGAUCACCCGUGUCGCUUCACGCCGGAUACCCGGUACCCAUGCAUCAACACCACAUGCUGCGAGAUGUGCAGCCUUCGCCACAUCUACACCACCACGCGUUGGAUCGAGACCCACCCGAGGAGGACACGCCUACGAGCGAUGAUCUCGAAGCCUUCGCGAAGCAAUUCAAGCAGCGCCGCAUCAAGCUGGGCUUCACGCAGGCCGACGUCGGGCUCGCGCUCGGAACGCUCUACGGCAACGUUUUCUCACAGACGACGAUAUGCCGCUUCGAGGCGCUUCAGUUGAGUUUUAAAAACAUGUGCAAAUUAAAACCGUUGUUACAAAAGUGGUUAGAGGAGGCCGACUCGACGACGGGGAGCCCGACCAGCAUCGACAAGAUUGCGGCGCAGGGCCGGAAACGCAAGAAGCGAACGUCCAUCGAAGUUUCGGUGAAGGGUGCGCUCGAACAGCAUUUUCACAAACAACCGAAGCCAUCGGCGCAGGAGAUCACGUCGCUGGCGGACAGCCUGCAACUGGAGAAGGAGGUGGUGCGCGUGUGGUUCUGCAACCGGCGGCAAAAGGAAAAGCGAAUGACGCCGCCGAACACGCUGGGCGGCGAGAUGAUGGAUGGGAUGGGACACGGGCAUUACGCGCACGACGUGCACGGCUCUCCGCCGCUGCACUCGCAUUCACCCGCCCUUUCGCCGCCACACGCUCAUCCGGCACACGCGCCGCAACAUUCGCACCCGCACGCCGCGCACCAGCACGCGCAGCACGCGCAACACGCGCUACAGGGAGCCCAUACGCUGGCUGCGCACUAA
Messenger RNA from Pieris macdunnoughi, 1101 nucleotides. NCBI's taxonomy places the organism in Eukaryota, Metazoa, Arthropoda, Insecta, Lepidoptera, Pieridae. The record is from the annotation of a GenBank genome assembly.